UCACAUUAUAUCACACAAUGUUUAAUGUCUUCAAAUAUUUUCACAGGAAGUAUUCAUUUUCACCUCUGUAAUUUUUACACUUAGCAAAGUCAUCCCGCGGCCAGAUUGGACCCUCUGACGGGCUGGUUUUGGCCAGCGGGACUUAUGUUUGACACCCCUGAUGUAAGGGUUAAAAAAAAAAAAGGAAAAAAGAAAAAAAAGAGAAGUUCUCAAGGAGCAGGAAACUUUGGGGACUCGUGGCUUCUCCCUUCCGUUCCUGCGGAGCUCCAUGAGCCGGGGCGUGUGUGCAGCUGAGCUGCAGCGGGGAUCACCGCUCUGCUUCUGGGAUGCCGCGGAGUCAGACGAGCCUCAUGACGCAAUGGGUUUACUCAACGCAACCUCAGAGUGUGAAGGACGGGAUAAUACUUGCAGGGUCUCCCACGUAUCCUAUGACCAAAAAGGAAGGCUGAGGAGUCCGAAACUGACAUAUAAAACCUGACAGGCACACGAACCCUUUCCCGAGUUCAGGAGAAAUAAACAAACAAAAAAAAAAAAAAACAGAAAAAACUUCUCCGGACGCCAGGAACCGACACUUGCAAACUUUCCUGAUGGAACACACACUGUUGCUGUUUCUAUCGUGCGCUGUCAGUGCAGGGACGAGCACAUCAGUACCUAGAAAUGAAACAAUGAUCCUUGAGCCAUACAGGGAGAGCCGGAAAGCCUCUAACAAUCCGUCGUUUUCGCCUCUAUUGCAAGUUCUUACGACAACAGGCAAAGAAUGUAAGCUUCCAUUUCGUCAGGGUGGAAGGAUUCAUCAUCACUGCAUCACCGUCCUAUCCUCAAGACCGUGGUGCUCUCUCACACACAAUUUUGAUCGGGACAGACAGUGGAGCUUCUGUGCGCCCGAGAAAACCCAGCCAGAUGGUUUUGUCCACACGUCACGCAGAAUCACAGAUCUGUGUCAGAUGAAACCAUGUCAGAACGGAGGUGUUUGCACGCCGAUCCCACUCAGGCGUUCGUUUGAGUGCACCUGUCCUGAGGACUUUACUGGGAGAUUGUGUGAGCAAAAGAAGUGCUAUGAAACCGUACACCUGCGCUAUUAUGACAUUGGAGAGUCUUGGGGACGAAUUCAUCUCCGUAACGUGGAACAAUGCACAUGUGUGGCGGGGGAAACCAAGUGUGAGAGGGUUCGCUACACAAUGUGUCGUACAAACCCUUGUCAGAAUGAUGGAACGUGUCGAAUGAUCACAUCCACUGGCAGAGAAGUGUGUAACUGCAGACGUGGCUACACCGGACCUUACUGUAGCUUUGAGGCAGAGGCAGAGUGCUACAACAGCAGAGGCACAGAUUACAGAGGGGUGGUGGACACCACAAUGUCCGGCGCCCAGUGCCUGCCGUGGAACUCAGACCUACUGUUUGACGAGCUCCAUGUGGGCACAGUGGUUGCAUCAACCUUCAAGGGCCUUGGCGAGCAUGCCUACUGCAGAAACCCAGAUGGGGACAAAAGGCCGUGGUGCUACACACUAAAUGACAGCGCCAUCUCCUGGGAGUACUGUGACAUCCCUUCAUGUAUAAUGCCUGUGUGGGGAAAUCAGCCAGGGGCAAAAUCAAAGAUAUUCAGAAGAGCUUCUUCUCGAAGGAUUAACUCACUGUUGACCACCAUUAAAAAACCCAACUCCUCCAAGUCAGCAAAAAAUCCUGUGUGUGGGACAAAGCACAAGAAGAGGUUAUCAAUAGCCAGGGGGCGGAUUCUGGGUGGACACUCGGCCCUGCCUGGUUCUCAUCCAUGGAUGGCAGCCAUUUAUAUUGGCCAGUCAGACUUCUGUGCUGGCAGUCUGAUCUCCUCCUGCUGGGUCAUCUCUGCAGCACACUGCUUCUUUCGCAACCCCCUGAGGUCUCAAAUUCGCGUGGUGCUUGGCCAGCAGAAUUUUAACGUCACUGGUCCCAACACCAGGACGUUUGGAGUGGAGGAGUACAUCUUUCCAAAACAGUUCUCAGUGUUUAAUCCAACCCUACAUGACAUUGUUCUCGUGAAGCUGAAGAAGCAGGACGGGCGGUGUGUGAAGAGAACCCCGUUCAUCAGGCCCAUCUGUCUACCAGACAAAAGCACAAUGUUCCCUGAUAACUACUGCUGUGCUAUUAGCGGCUGGGGACAUAUGCAUGAGAAAGCAAAGGGGUACUCGAGUCUGCAGGAGGGGGGAGUGAGGUUGAUUCCUCACGACGUUUGUAAGAAACCAGAGGUCUACGGCAACCACGUCACUGCCGACAUGAUUUGCGCAGGACUAAAUGGCUGUGUUGAUGCAUGCCAGGGUGACUCUGGCGGCCCUCUGGCUUGUGCAAGGAAUGAUGUCAGCUUCCUGUAUGGGAUCAUCAGCUGGGGAGAGGGCUGCGGCCACUCUAGAAAACCUGGAGUUUACACUAAAGUUGUAAAUUAUAUAGACUGGAUCAAUUCAGUGAUCAAACGCAAACCUAAGGCUUCAUAAAUGGACAAAACCUGAACAUUAGCUUUACAAUGUGAGUGUUUUCUUUGUGUUGUUAUUGUAAUGCUCUUAGAAGUUUAUAUGCUAUGUUUUGUAACUGUGAAAUAUUUUGAGACUGAAUAAACCUUUACUGACUUGAUAAAACUUUUGGCAUCUUGAGAUCAGGGAAAGAACACUGCUUAUGACAGUUAUACAUAUUUGACAAAACACUCAGCUCAAGGCCCACUUACCAGCCUUUCAGGAGCACUGAGUUAUGGU
Messenger RNA from Amphiprion ocellaris (clown anemonefish), 2717 nucleotides. It is a transcript of the gene hgfac, whose product is annotated as hepatocyte growth factor activator. Gene Ontology annotation, biological process: zymogen activation; blood coagulation. Gene Ontology annotation, cellular component: extracellular region. The coding region runs from base 588 to 2462 and encodes 624 amino acids. The record is from RefSeq and is a predicted model, not a curated record. Lineage: Eukaryota; Metazoa; Chordata; Actinopteri; Pomacentridae. Gene Ontology annotation, molecular function: serine-type endopeptidase activity. The transcript is spliced from 15 exons.